AUGGUCAUGGACGUCGCUUGUAUGUCCAUGAUCCAUGCGGCUGCUCCCCAUUUUCUGUGGCCGUUUGCAGUUCAGUACGCAGCGCAUCAACUCAACCUUCAGCCCCGGGUCUCCUUGCCAGAGACCACCCCCACCUUGCGGUGGACGGGGAAGGUUGGCAAUGCGUAUGCGUUUUGGGUCUGGGGAUCUCGGGCGUUUGUCCGCGACUUGUCUUCGAACAAGAUGUCCCCGUGUGCUGUUCCCUGCAUCUUCCUUGGCUCCCCCCCUUACGCGCCUGGUUGGCGGUACUACCAACCCACCUCGCGCCGUGUUCUGUCCACCCAGGACAUCACCUUUGACGAGUCGAUGACUUACUACCGUCUCUUCCCCUACCGCACUGCGCCCCUCCCCCCGCCGCCGCUCUUACUUGCGCCAGGUCCUCCCCCGGUAGACCCCCUCCCCCCUCAGGGUCCUGCCCCGUCAGAUGUGUCCCAGGCAGACGCAGUUAAGCCUGUCGAGGUAGCUGUUGACUCUGGUUCUGCUAGGGUCGUUGCGCCUGCGGGUGCCGGGUCUAGGGGUGCGGAGCCUGGGGGUGCUGAGUCUCGGGGUGCUGAGCCUGGGGGUGCUGAGUCUGGGGGUACUGAGCCUGGGGGUGCGGAGCCUGGGGGUGCUGAGCCUGGGGGUGCGGAGCCUGGGGGUGCUGAGCAUGGGGGUGCGGAGCCUGGGGGAGCUGGGUCUACUUGUGUGGCCUCUGGCGGUGUUUCGUCGAGGCUAGAGCCCCUCUCUCCGCAGGAGCUACGCGAGUGGUUUGCCCGGCGCUGGAGCCAUGCUGCUGGAGCUGGAGGUACUACUGUUGCUACUGGCCCUGGAGGUGCUCGUCCUGGCGGCUCUGGAGCUGCUGGGACUGGGAGUCCUGCUAGGGGUGCUACUCGAGCUGGAGCUACUAGAGCUAGAGCUGCUGGGGGUGUUGGCGCUGGUGGUUCUGCUGGCCCUGGUGCUUCUGAGGGUACUGGUGUUGGCGCUGUUGGAGCUGGAGGUGCUAAUGGAGCUAGUGCUGCCGCUGGGGGUGCUGGUGCUGUCCCUGCUGCUUUUGGAGGCGUUGCGCGGCCGCGGCCGUACUUCGUUCCGCUCCUUGAGCAGCAUCCUGAGCCUGCGUCUCGUCUUGCGUCGCCUGUUCGUGCUGCUCGCACUAGUGGUCGUGCUUCGCGUCCGCGUCCUCAUGCGGUCCCCGGCACACAACAGAUGGCACUGCGUCCUUCCACUGCUCCUCUGCGUGUCCCGUUGCCGUCUCCUCCAGAGUCCUCUCUUCCUACUCUUGCUGACCCUGAGUCAGACUCUUUUCGUGCUGCCAGUCCUACUGUCACGCGUCUCCUUGCCACUAUUGUCACUGCCCUUUCUUUUGAGUCCACUUCUGCGUCUGCCUUAGUUGCUGAGCUUGUCGACUUUGCUGCUCGCUGUCGUCUAGACUACGCUGAUUGUCUUGUUGCUGAGUCUGAGUCUGUCUGUCCUCCGUCCGUCGGGGGUGAGUGUGCUCUUAGCACGGACGUCCUUGAGGACAGGCAGGAGGAGUUCCAUUAUUUUGCUGCUGCUUUGCCUCAUCUCGUGUCCACGCUGAUUGCCCCUGAGGGAGACCCGGAUGCACCAGACAUCCCGACUCCUCGAUCGUACGCUGAGGCGAUCGAGGGUCCCUACUCCUCACAGUGGCAGUCAGCAAUGGACGUAGAGAUGGCUUCCUGGAAGUCCACAGGCACCUAUGUUGACAAUGUUCCCCAACCUGUGGCGAACAUCGUCAGUGGCAUGUGGAUUUUCAGGGUGAAGCGGCCGCCGGGUUCUCCGCCUGUCUUCAAGGCGCGUUACGUGGCUCGAGGCUUAAGUCAGCGGCAGGGAGUUGACUACUUUCAGACCUUCUCUCCCACCCCGAAGAUGACCACUCUUUGA
Molecule: messenger RNA, 1917 nt
Organism: Closterium sp. NIES-65
Lineage: Eukaryota; Viridiplantae; Streptophyta; Zygnematophyceae; Desmidiales; Closteriaceae
Source: the annotation of a GenBank genome assembly